This is a messenger RNA of Gambusia affinis (western mosquitofish), 3064 nucleotides long. RefSeq names its product E3 ubiquitin-protein ligase TRIM35-like. Gene Ontology annotation, molecular function: zinc ion binding; protein binding. The transcript has a single exon. NCBI's taxonomy places the organism in Eukaryota, Metazoa, Chordata, Actinopteri, Cyprinodontiformes, Poeciliidae. The record is from RefSeq and is a predicted model, not a curated record. The coding region runs from base 530 to 1888 and encodes 452 amino acids.
GGAGUCAGUCUGGGAGUUGGUCCGUUGUCCUGCAGGAAGCAUUCCUUCCUCAGAGUUAUAACUCAGAGUUUAUCAGAACUGGAAGAAAAAAGCUAAACAGGGAAACUGUGGACCUGAACUCCUCUGAACAAUGAGUCACACUGAGCUUCACCAGAUAUUAAUGCUGCUCACAGUGGAUGACAACUCUCCGUCAUCAUGGCACAACGAUUGAAACAUUCAUCUGAGUUUCUACAUGGUUACAAAGCUCAGCUGUCUGAAUGGACUUUCAGACAGACUUACAAGGAGAGGAAGGAAAAACCUCAGCUACAGGUUUAAACAAAGCUUCUCAACAGGUUUUAGCUCCGCCCCUUCUCUGACUCACCUGAGGGGAAACAGGAAGCAGCUUGUAAAACAGAGAUGAUCAGAUUCACCGUCAGAACAAACUGACUGCUUCAUCUGAGUAAAUCCAGCUGCAAGACGGAAAUAAGAACAGAGGGAGGGAACCUGACUGACUGGACCUGCUGCUGUUUCAGCUUCACUCAGAGACAAAAUGGCUUCCAGAUCAGAGGAUCUCUGCUGUCCGGUCUGUCAGGACGUCUUUAAGGAUCCGCUUGUUCUGUCAUGUAGCCACAGCUUCUGUAAGGAGUGUUUGAUGAACUGGUGGAGAGAGAAACCAGCAACAGAGUGUCCAGUUUGUAAGACCGUAUCGUUGACCAAAGAUCCUCCAGUUAGUCUGACUCUGAAGAGACUCUGUGAAUCUUUCCUACUGCAGAGAGAGCAGAAAGUUUCAGAGGGUCUCUGCAGUCUGCACUCUGAGAAACUCAAACUCUUCUGUCUGGACCAUCAGCAGCCAGUUUGUCUCGUCUGCAGAGAUUCAGAAAAACACUCCAAGCACAGAUUCAGACCCAUCGAUGAAGCUGCUCAGGAUCACAGAGAGAAUCUGAAAACAUUUCUGGAGCCUUUAAAGGAGAAACUGGAGCUGAAGAAGGAAGUUAAAGAGAAGUUUGAUCAGACAGCAGAACACAUGAAGGUCCAGGCCCGACACACAGAGAGGCAGAUUGUUGAGCAGUUUAAGAAGCUUCGUCAGUUUCUAGCAGAGGAAGAGGAGGCCAGGCUGGCUGCACUGAGGGAGGAAGAGGAGCAGAAGAGAGGGAUGAUGAAGGAGAAGAUGGAGGCUCUGAGCAGAGAGAUAGCAGCUCUUUCAGACACAGUCAGAGCCACAGAGGAGGAGCUGAGAGCUGAAGACGUCUCAUUCCUGCACAACUACAAGGCUGCAGUGGAAAGAGUCCAGCGCUGCCCCCUGCUGGAGGAUCCACAGCUGCCCUCAGGAGCUCUGAUAGACCAGGCCAAACAUCUGGGCAACCUGGCCUUCAACAUCUGGAGCAACAUGAAGGACAUGGUGACCUACACUCCUCUGGUUCUGGACCCAAACACGGCUCAUCCAAAGCUCCUGCUGUCUGACGAUCUGAGCGUUGUGACAGUAGGACAGAGGCAGCAGCUGCCUGAUAAUCCGGAGCGGUUGGACGUUUGGUGGUCCGUUCUCGGCUCUCAGGGUUUUAACUCCGGGAUCCACAGCUGGGACGUCGAUGUUGGAGGCAGUGAGGUUUGGACUCUGGGUGUGUUAGCAGAAUCUGUCCACAGGAGGCGAAACAUACUGUCUGGUUUAUGGGGAUUGACGUUAACAGAAGAUGGAUUAUCAGUUUGUUCUCCAGGAUCCUCCUCAGAUCUAUCAGCCCAGAAGAAGAUCCAGAGGAUCCGAGUGGAUCUGGACUGGGACGGAGGGAAUCUGUCCUUCUCUGAUCUGGACACUAACACACACAUACACACCUUCACACACACCUUCACUGACCGGAUGUUUCCUUACAUUCACACUCUGGAUGAAGUAAAAAUCUCACAGAUGAAGAUCUGAGUGAGGAUGGAGAAAACAAACUCAGAGAUUUAAAAUCUGAUCAUCUGCUUGUUUCUGGUUUAAUGGUUCACUAAUCUCAGUGUUUUAAAUGACAAACUUAUCAGAUAAAUUUGGUUAAAUUCAUUUACAUACGAUGUAGUUUAUGUCUGUCUGGUCUACAUAUUCAGAAUAAUAUCUUCACUUGAGUUAAAUAACUGGGCAGUUAUCAAAUAAACAACAUAAAAAAUAAUCUGGUUUAUUGUAUUGAGCUGAAAUAAUGGAGGGAAUUAAAUAAACUUAUUAAUGUUGAUAACUCAGAAAUCUGAUGUUUUAAACAGAAACAAACUCCUGGUUAUAAACAAACUAAUAUGACAUAUUUUAAUAAAAAAUUGAAUAACCAACAAUCUGUGAGUGAGAAAAUUGUUUUAUAAUCUUUAUGAAGUUUAGUUUGACCGGUCCAAACUAAACGGGUCGUGAAGGACAGAGGAGCCAUUUUCAUUUUACACCUUAAAUAUCAUCGGGCUGUUUCCCAAAACCAAACAUGAAAAAUAAACGGUGCUUAAGGUUUACUGACUUCCAUAGAAACUCCAACUGAGUUCUGUAUAAUAUCAAGUUAAUGGGAAGUUUCUGUCUUUAUUUGUGUUAAAAAAGAGUAAAAUAAUUUUAAGCCUGGUCCUGGAGUCGUUCAGGUCGGACACGGCGGACUUCUGCUCCGACACGAGAACCACACAGCUCAUGCUAACGUCACAUGACCUGAGGAUGUACAGGCCUCAACACGACUGAAUCACUACUAAUAUGAGCUCAACAUCAAAUAAAUUUAGAGUUUUUAAUCUGUUCUUCAACCAUCAAAGUGUUUUUCCAGAGUUUUAGGAAGCUCUUUAGCUUAGCAUUAGCGGAUACAUCUUUAGCAUUGAAGUGUUAUUUUAAGCUAGCAUAGUUUCACUGAUAGGCUAACUCCUUUUAGCUGAACUUGAACACAACAGUAGUGUUUUCCAGCAUCCAAUCAGAUUGAUUAGAAGCAGAAAUUAAAGCCCAGUGGACCCAGAGACGACUCUUCAUCGCUGCUGUCUGAGGAAGACGCCUGUGCCACUCGUCUGUUCUCAGUCAUUUUGGUCUCGUUUCUAAUCAGACUUUGGUUCAGUGAUAGAUAAACCUGGACUGAGCCAGAAGCUUCUGGUUAGCAGACCCGUUUAUCUG